This is a messenger RNA of Carya illinoinensis, 1704 nucleotides long. RefSeq names its product probable protein S-acyltransferase 12. Gene Ontology annotation, biological process: peptidyl-L-cysteine S-palmitoylation; protein targeting to membrane. Lineage: Eukaryota; Viridiplantae; Streptophyta; Magnoliopsida; Fagales; Juglandaceae. Gene Ontology annotation, molecular function: protein-cysteine S-palmitoyltransferase activity. The record is from RefSeq and is a predicted model, not a curated record. Bases 287 to 1213 code for a protein of 308 amino acids. Gene Ontology annotation, cellular component: Golgi apparatus; endoplasmic reticulum. The transcript has 7 exons.
UCCGAGUCCGACCUGGUGGCCGUUGAUUAUCCGACUCGCAUAACUUUCGAUCUCCGAAGCGGACUACCGAACUGGUUGUGCCUUGCUUUCUCGGACGUCCAAACCGUUCUGUUAACAUCGUCCCCCGAAUCAAGUACGAACCGAACAAGUUCCUAUUCCAAUCGCGUGUCGGAGAACACAUUUAAACCUGGCUCCGAAUAUCUGGAAACGCCUAUUCCCAGUCCGAACCAGAAGACCUGUCUCAGUCAUCUCCCAAAUCGGGAUAGGCCCACUUUCCAAUCCCGGAAUGGACAUAAACGUAUUCAAGUUUUGCUCGGGCCUCAAAGUCCUUGGCUACUUCAUGAUCCUCCUGGUCGCCGGAAUUAUUGCCGUCUCGUACUACGCCGUUGUAGUGCUCACCUGGGGCCCCCAGUUGCUUCGUGGUGGGGUCCACUCGUUCCUGGCCUUCUCCAUUCUCAUACUGUUCCAUUUUCUGCUUAUGCUGUUAUCAUGGAGUUACUGUAUGGUAGUCUUUAGAGACCCGGGAUCUGUCCCUGAAAAUUGGAGACCUCUAGCAGAAGAGGAGAAUUUGGAGGCUGGUAGUUCUAUGCAAAUGUCUGAUAAUGUCGUGCCGGAGGCUUUAGCUUCUACAUGGUCUUCCUCGGAUGGACUCGAAAGGAAACAGACAGGCUAUUGUAGUCGAUGCCAAAAUGGCAAGCCACCACGUUGCCAUCAUUGCUCCAUUUGCCAAAGAUGUGUUCUAAAGAUGGAUCACCAUUGUGUUUGGGUGGUGAAUUGUGUUGGAGCCUGCAACUACAAGUUUUUUCUUCUUUUCUUGUUAUAUACUUUCCUGGAGACGACAUUGGAUACCUUAGUUUUGCUGCCUAGUUUUGUUAAAUUCUUUACUGAAUCCAAGAAUCAUUCCAGCUCUCCUGGCAGUCUUGCAAUAACUUUUUUGGCUUUUGUUCUAAAUUUGGCCUUUGCACUGAGUCUACUUUGUUUCGUAAUUAUGCAUGCGUCUCUUGUGUCAAGCAAUACCACAUCAGUAGAGGUUUAUGAGAAGAAAAAGGCAGUUAGGUGGAGAUACGAUGUGGGCAAGAAGAGGAAUUUUGAGCAGGUUUUUGGCACAAAGAAGGCACUAUGGCUAUUACCCCUGUACUCAAAAGAUGAUUUUGACAACAUUCCUGCACUUCAGGGCCUUGAAUUCCCCACACGAUCAAAUGUUGAAGCUUGAGGCCUGGUGAGCUUCCAAUUUUACCUCAUUAUGGCACUGUAGCUCUUGUAUUUUGCUUUAUGAUGCUUGUAACCUUGACUAAAAAAAAACUGUUGUACAAUGCCUUUGAUAUAAUCUGUUUUCGUGAUCUUGAUCAGGGUUUAUGUAAACAUAUUAGGACUAUUGGAUUUUAAUUAUUGAGUGGUCAGCCUAACUGAAGGGAAAUUCUUGGGAUUUCCCAGUGUAAAGUGCAGUAAUACAGAUCCGUAAUAGAUUGUAUAUCACAAGAGCAAGACGGGUUAGGGAAAUCAACUUUGAUGCACAACUAACCAAGAUUGAGUGGUUUUGCGCUUUUUUUUUUUUUACACCAUUUAUGUUUCUAUGGUUGAUUUUAUUUUUGCUCGACAUGGAACAAGUUUGCAUCAAACUUCUGUUUAAUGUUAUAAUGCUAAAACAAAUAUCUGUACAAAUUGAAUAAGCUGUUAUUUCAUAUGCUAUGUUAGUGUUCAACA